GCUUCUUGCCUUUUACCACCUCGCAGCCUCCAGCCAGCACCUACCCUCCGACUCCAGCUUCCGGCGCCCGGCCACGCCGAGUAUCACGAUUCAUUUGUUAAUACUUUCUCGACCCUCCUUCAUCCUCUCCCAUCUCCAUCUCCAUCUCCAUCCCGCGCCGCGAGCCCAGUUCGGCGCACCCUGAAGCGCGAGUGGAACGACACGCGGCACCACCAGACGACCGACAGAAUUGCUUAACCAUUGAAGAAGGAGUCCCACGUUGAGCAGCUCCAACAAACACCCCGACCGCACUCGCCAUGGCCUCUCCUAACGGAAAUAUCCUGCCUCCGCCGGCUCGUGCAUCGCCCAUUCCUGAAUCCUCAGUGCUGAAUGGCAAGCCAUCAUCGCCACUGGUUGCGACGAGUAACCCUCACCCCAAUGGCGGAACGACUGCGCCUCAGACUGUCACAUCGAAAGACCCAAAAGCAGCCGCACAAGCAGCUACGGACAUGAGAAAUAUCGUGCGCAGGAAACUCACAGGAUACGUCGGUUUCGCGAACUUGCCAAACCAGUGGCAUCGCAAGAGUGUGCGAAAGGGCUUCAACUUCAACGUUAUGGUCGUUGGUGAAUCCGGUCUUGGAAAGUCGACUCUCGUGAACACGCUGUUCAACACCUCCCUCUACCCACCAAAGGAGCGCAAGCAGCCAUCCCUUGACUUCGCACCCAAGACCGUCAGCAUACAGUCCAUCUCAGCCGAUAUUGAGGAGAAUGGCGUGCGUCUGCGCUUGACAGUGGUGGACACACCAGGAUUCGGUGACUUUGUCAACAACGAUGACUCUUGGCGACCAAUCGUCGAGAACAUUGAACAGCGCUUCGACGCGUAUCUCGAUGCCGAGAACAAGGUUAAUCGCAUGAACAUCGUCGACAACCGCGUCCACGCAUGUGUCUACUUCAUUCAGCCCACUGGACACUCCCUCAAGCCUCUUGAUAUCGAGGUGAUGCGCAGACUUCACACCAAGGUCAACCUCAUCCCGGUCAUCGCCAAGGCAGACACUCUCACCGAUGAGGAGAUUGCACAAUUCAAGCAGCGCAUUCUUGCCGAUAUCCACUACCACAACAUCACCAUCUUCGAAGGCCCCCGCUACGAGCUCGAUGACGAGGAGACCAUUGCCGAGAACAACGAGAUCAUGUCCAAGGUUCCUUUCGCAGUUGUCGGUGCCAACGCCGAGGUGUCAACACCAGAGGGACGCAAAGUUCGUGGUCGUCGAUACCCAUGGGGCGUCAUUGAGGUCGACAACGAGGAGCACUGCGACUUUGUCAAGCUGCGACAAAUGCUCAUCAGGACCCACAUGGAAGACCUCAAGGAGCACACCAACAAUGCCUUGUACGAGAACUACCGAUCCGACAAGCUCACCUCGAUGGGUGUCGCCCAAGAUCCUAGCGUGUUCAAGGAGGUCAACCCAGCGGUCAAGCAAGAGGAAGAGCGCUCACUGCACGAGCAGAAGCUCGCAAAGAUGGAGCUCGAGAUGAAGAUGGUCUUCCAACAGAAGGUCCAAGAAAAGGAGAACAAGCUCAAGCAGAGCGAGGAAGAACUCUACGCCCGUCACCGCGAGAUGAAGGAGCAACUCGACCGACAGCGACAAGAGCUCGAGGAGAAGAAGCAACGCAUCGAGAGCGGACGGCCCGUCGAAGAAAAGAAGGGCCGCAAGGGUGGAUUCUCGCUCAGAGGCUAGAAUGUAUCCUGACGCGAGGUGACUUCGAUUUUGAGCGUGUUGUUCAUGUUGGUCUCGGGAAGAACAGGUACGAUGAUCGGUGGGCGUACAGAGGAGCAGCGCCAUGUCUUGAAGGCCUGCCUGUACCCUCUGACAUCGAUACUGUCACCUGGGAACGGCUGGAGAUCUGUGGCACUGCGAGCAGGACUUGGCUACUAAUGUCACUAAUCUACAUUUCCUCUGCAACCAGUUUCUGGACAAGUCAUGCCAUCCGACCCAUUUCGCUCGCUCGACUCAGGUCGCCACCUACAACACUCUGUUAUGAUAAGGUUGCUGCUGCUGUACGGAACGGGAAAGGAUUAUUCUGAUGUUGUGAAAAAGAUACCAUGGAGCCUUGGCACUUUUAUUUGCUUCGUGUAUUGUACUAGUCUGGCUGACGUUUCCUUGUGUUAUAAGAGGGUAUUAGUCUACGGUAUACAGAGCUACCACUACUACGCUUUAUUGGCCUUGAUUGCAACGAACACCAGCACAGCAGACACUUCACUGAUCGAUCGAAGCGCUAGAUAGACCGGGAGAAGUCGUUGGUCUGAGGUAAGUCAAGUGUCCUGUUCACUGCUGGGUAGCCAUCAUUAA
This is a messenger RNA of Cercospora beticola, 2324 nucleotides long. It is a transcript of the gene SPN1, whose product is annotated as RNA polymerase II transcription-related protein. Gene Ontology annotation, cellular component: microtubule cytoskeleton; cell division site; cytosol. The record is from RefSeq and is a predicted model, not a curated record. Gene Ontology annotation, molecular function: GTPase activity; GTP binding; molecular adaptor activity. NCBI's taxonomy places the organism in Eukaryota, Fungi, Ascomycota, Dothideomycetes, Mycosphaerellales, Mycosphaerellaceae. Gene Ontology annotation, biological process: intracellular protein localization; cytoskeleton-dependent cytokinesis.